Messenger RNA from Syngnathus typhle (broad-nosed pipefish), 3722 nucleotides. Its product is annotated as phosphoribosyl pyrophosphate synthase-associated protein 1. Gene Ontology annotation, molecular function: ribose phosphate diphosphokinase activity; magnesium ion binding. The record is from RefSeq and is a predicted model, not a curated record. The transcript is spliced from 12 exons. NCBI's taxonomy places the organism in Eukaryota, Metazoa, Chordata, Actinopteri, Syngnathiformes, Syngnathidae. Gene Ontology annotation, biological process: 5-phosphoribose 1-diphosphate biosynthetic process; purine nucleotide biosynthetic process. Gene Ontology annotation, cellular component: ribose phosphate diphosphokinase complex; cytoplasm. Bases 318 to 1430 code for a protein of 370 amino acids.
GCUUCCGUAGUAACAAAUAUCAGCUGAUACUUGCACAAGCGUCACGCUACCUGAACCGGUCAGGUAUCCAUCAGUCGUGAGAACCUCGCAAUACCUUCUAGAAACUUUCAAGUGACCUAGCAUACUUCUAUGCAACUCUUUUCUUUUGUUUCCAACAAAUCCAAAGUUAUAGUUUCGAUCGGCGCAGUUUAAGAUCACAGGCGAGCGCACAAGUAGCUAACGCGGAAGCUAACAUCAACGUCACUAGAAACGAAACCGCAAAUUUCACUCCAAAUCCAGUGUGGGUCUUUUUAGUAGUGGACGGGAUCAACAGCAUCAUGAACGUCGCCAAAAGUGGUUAUCGAGUUUUUUCGGCAAAUUCCUCCGUAGCAUGCACAGAACUGGCGAAGAAGAUAACAGAACGACUGGGAGUUGAGCUGGGAAAGUCGGUUGUCUUUCAAGAGUCUAACAGUGAAACAAGAGUGGAUGUAAAAGAAUCUGUUCGUGGACAAACAAUCUUCAUAAUCCAGACCAUACCACGAGAUGUCAACACGGCAAUCAUGGAGCUGCUGGUUAUGGCCUACGCCCUCAAGACCUCUUGUGCAAAAAACAUCAUCGGGGUUAUUCCAUACUUCCCCUACAGCAAACAGUGCAAGAUGAGGAAGAGGGGCUCCAUAGUAUGUAAGCUGUUAGCGUCCAUGUUGGCAAAAGCAGGUCUUACACACAUUAUCACAAUGGACUUGCAUCAAAAAGAGAUCCAAGGUUUCUUUUCCUUUCCCGUGGACAAUUUGCGGGCUUCCCCAUUCUUGAUCCAGUAUAUCCAAGAGGAGAUUCCAGAUUACAGGAAUGCCAUCAUUGUGGCCAAAUCUCCAGCAGCAGCCAAGAGAGCUCAGUCCUACGCGGAACGCCUGCGUUUGGGUCUGGCCGUGAUUCAUGGCGAGGCUCAGUGUUCGGAGUCGGACAUGGCUGACGGAAGGCAUUCGCCGCCAUGCGUACGCAACACCACGGGACACACGGGAUUAGAGCUGCCUUCAGGCAAACAACAAGCUCCGUUCCCUGGCAUAGAGCUUCCAAUGAUGAUGGCUAAGGAGAAACCUCCCAUUACUGUUGUUGGGGACGUGGGGGGAAGAAUUGCCAUCAUUGUGGAUGACAUCAUCGACGACGUAGGAGAUUUUUUGGCGGCCGCUGAGAUCCUGAAAGAAAGAGGCGCCUACAAAAUUUACAUCAUGGCCACACAUGGAUUACUCUCUGCCGAUGCGCCACGUCUCAUAGAAGAGUCGGCUAUUGAUGAGGUGGUGGUGACCAACACAGUCCCGCAUGAAGUGCAGAAGCUUCAGUGUCCCAAAAUCAAAACGGUGGACGUCAGUAUGAUCCUGGCUGAGGCCAUCCGUCGUAUCCAUAACGGCGAGUCCAUGGCUUACUUAUUCCGCAACAUUGCUGUGGACGACUAAACCAGAAAGAACCUGCUUUGGUAACCUUCCCAACGCCGUGGUACAUCCGUCGAUGUUCACAGCUUCGUAAAGUGGGCAAUUAACGUCUGCACUCUUCGGCGCACGACGUAAUGAAGUCUGGAGAGACAGCAGUUCGCGGACACUUUGAAAAGUAGGACAAAUAAUGCUGCACUAUUUUCCUCUUAGGGCUUAUCCGAGUUUACAGACCUUUAGACUAGCUAAACGCAGGUCAAAGUUGUGGCACAUCAUUGUCAUUCUAAAAAUAUUACAUUAUCCAAAUACUAUAUGCAACAUACUAAAGAUUAUGCAUGGUGAAGCUGCAACCUGAGUGUUUGCUCUUGCUCAUUUUCUACCUGUACAUAAUCUGUCUGUCAUUUUAAUGUCCUGCUCACAAAUCCCACCAGAGCAUGCACACCGAUAUGUUCUGCUCACUCACUAAUCCAGCCUUUCACUCUGUCCCGUAGUGUAUUCACACGUAAUGAAAUGGCACAUGCUUGUUGCUUACAAAUUUGUUUGCAGUGCUCCUCUGGAGCAGGCUCUCUAAUCGGGAACAUCCAGUCCUGGUAACAAGACGUGUGUUCCUGCUGGCACAGUGUUUGCAUCUCCUCUAAUUACAUCGUUCGAUCGUGUUGUCCCUACUUCAAGAACCAUUUAUAGCAUUAAAUGGGCUAAAUCGGUCCGUUUUUUUUUCCUCUGUCUAAACUUGGACUAUUUGACAUCACUUCAGGUUCAUAGGGUUCAGUGGUUUAUUUUUCUUGCCUAGCAAAGAUAACCUCCAUUUUUCGAGGGAAAUAAAUCAGCUGCAUUUUCAUUUUCCUAAAAAUGCCUUCCAGCUAAAUAAUUAGAUUGGGAUAUUAAUUGAUUUUGCUGCGCAAUUAUGUGAUGCGUUAUUAUGUCGUACCAAAUCGCGCUCAGUCCAAAUAGUCUUCGUUUGCUAUUUAUUAGUAUUCAUGAGUCAUGCCAGGGGUUUUGAGAUAGCGUAGCAUGUUGAAGCUCCACAAAACUGUAACCUUAACGCAAAUUCAGUCUGCAUGCGAUUAGCAUAAAUAAUCCGGUGGGCAAAAGAUAGCAGGAAAGAAAAGAGAGUUUGACUUUUGAUCUUGUUACAUAUUUGAAUGACCUUUCGCUCACUUAUUUGGGCUUAUCGGACUCACACAAAUGAGCCAGAGAAAUGUUAUGAAGAUGUGUGUGGUGAAUAUUUAGAUAAUUCUAAUUGGAUGUUUAGGGCAUUUUAUUUUGCUUCACGGUAUUCAGAUGCCGGCAGGGCCGAAACGAUUUUUCAAAUAAUGCUCGCCAAGAGCGGUUUAACCUUAAGCGCUGUCAGAAGAGUAAUAUGAAUUUCAUUUCUUCCUUUUUUUUUUUUUUUUUUUUUUAUGUAACCCUUUUGAAGUGAGGACCCUUGGUUUUCAUGUCGCACUAACAGAAUACUGAGAAAUGGAACGGAAAAAUAACAAGAUGCAUUCACCAGGUUAAUCCACCCUUUUUUUUUUUAAAUUGCAUUUGGAUAUUAUAUAGAAUAUAUAAUAUUUUGGAAGGAAUAACCUGAUCUUCCAUUCAAAGGCCCUCCAGGCGUUCACAUUGAUGUCUCCACUUGCAACUUAGAAUCUGCAACAGUCUGAGUAAUAAUAGUAAAUAUGAAUUCCGAGAGCAAACUUUUAAAAUGACUGUUCAUUUGCAUAUUCAGUAUUCUCCUCUAUGGAUUUGAGGAUGUGUGGAAGGUGAAUUUCUUUUAAGUGAAUUAUAAAAUAACUUCUAGCGUUCACUAACCAAGGAGAUACUUGAGUUGGUGUUCCAGAAGAUUUUCCCCUCCAGACAUUAAUUGGACUCUUUACUUGAUGAGCAUUCAAAUUUGUCCAUUACAAGUACUGGAGUGCUUUUCUCGUUAUUAUUCCAUCCAGAAAAUGUGCAACAAAGACAAAAACAUGAGGAAUGGAAUCUCGUAUAUUUUAUUGAACGGGCUUUCAAUUUACCAUGACAACGGUGUCUUAGAGACAAGCGCUCAUCAUGGCUAAUACAAAGACUUAUCGAGUCAACUGCAAUUUCUGUGUCCAGUUUGGACAAUUGAUUUGUUUCAGGUGAAGAAAUCCAUGUAUUGGAUUUUCAGGACAUCCUUAACUCAUUCACUGCCAACCCAGUUAAUAUCUUUCACGUCUAUAACCGUCAAUGGCACUGAAUGAGUUGAUAUUGACCCUCCAUGUUCAGCAUAUAAUCACUGUGAGCUCCAACUGCCUGAAGAAAAAUGUAGAUACGAGACUUCUGUUUAAAAACAAGCCUGUAAUAUAUAUAUAUAUA